GAGCAGCUCUGUCCUCGGGCUGCAGCGCGCCUCAUAUCGGGGCUCUCCGUUUACAUUAUUCAUACGGAGGAGGGUGUGACUUGUUGGCUCUUUUUUUCCGCCUAUAUAAAACGAGAAGUUCGCGUAAAAGAAAAUACAGAUGGAGAAGGCUAGCCGCCUCGCCGUGUCACAGAGAGUCCCAUUAAGCCUACGUGACCACGCACAUACUGUCCCUUUGUGACCAGCUUGAUCGGCAGAAUGCCCGGUGCCUGUGUGCUCUUCCUCGCCGCAGCACUGGCUGCGCUGGCCCGGCUCGUCGGCACCGCGGGGCCGGUGGUCCGGUGCGAGCCGUGCGACGCCGGGGCGCUGCUGCAGUGCAAGCCCCUGCCGAAGGACUGCGCGGAGCGGAUGAAGGAGCCCGGCUGCGGCUGCUGCAUGACGUGCGCCCUGGGCGAGGGACAUGCGUGUGGAGUGUACACGGCGCGCUGCGGCUCGGGCUUGACCUGCCAGCACCAGCCGGGGGAGAGCCGACCCCUGCAGGCGCUGCUGGAGGGACGGGGAGCGUGCUCCACGGCCGCGUCCAAGAAACUCAACAGCAUCCUCGUACCGGCGCAGAAAGCAGAGGGUGCUGGAAAUCAGGUGGGAGAAGGUGGAGCCAAUGCCACCCAGACGAUGGCGGUGCUGACCGGCGUGGCGACGGUGAAGGGCGGACACAGUCGGGGCUCGAAGGACACCAGGCCGCCGCUGCACAACAAGCUGAUCCAGAAAGAUCAGAACAGGAAGACGCAGAGCUACAAGGUGGAGUCAGUGUCGGGAGGAGCCAACAUGGACAUGCACAACUUCUCCCUGGAGAGCAAGAGGGAGACUGAGUAUGGGCCGUGUCGGCGGGAGAUGGAGAGCAUCCUGAACAGUCUCAAGAUCAGCAACGUGCUCAACCCCAGAGGCUUCCGCAUACCCAACUGUGACAGAAAGGGCUUCUACAAGAAAAAACAGUGCCGUCCGUCCAAAGGCAGGAGGCGGGGCUACUGCUGGUGCGUGGACAAAUACGGGCAGCCUCUGCCGGGCCUGGACGGCAGAGAGCGAGGCGAGACGCAGUGCUACAACCUGGACAGCCAAUGAGAGGACGGAGAGAGGAAGACAGCGAAGA
Messenger RNA from Platichthys flesus (European flounder), 1126 nucleotides. RefSeq names its product insulin-like growth factor binding protein 3 (gene igfbp3). The coding region runs from base 238 to 1098 and encodes 286 amino acids. NCBI's taxonomy places the organism in Eukaryota, Metazoa, Chordata, Actinopteri, Pleuronectiformes, Pleuronectidae. Gene Ontology annotation, cellular component: extracellular region. Gene Ontology annotation, molecular function: insulin-like growth factor I binding; fibronectin binding; insulin-like growth factor II binding. The record is from RefSeq and is a predicted model, not a curated record. Gene Ontology annotation, biological process: regulation of insulin-like growth factor receptor signaling pathway. The transcript has 4 exons.